This is a messenger RNA of Cordyceps militaris CM01, 2496 nucleotides long. Its product is annotated as chitinase 1 precursor. The record is from RefSeq and is a predicted model, not a curated record. Gene Ontology annotation, cellular component: nucleus. Gene Ontology annotation, molecular function: zinc ion binding; DNA binding. Gene Ontology annotation, biological process: DNA-templated transcription. Bases 1 to 2496 code for a protein of 831 amino acids. Lineage: Eukaryota; Fungi; Ascomycota; Sordariomycetes; Hypocreales; Cordycipitaceae. The transcript has 3 exons.
AUGGACCCCAGCGUCAAUGCCUCCUCCUACGCCAGUUCAGCCUUGGGGUCCACGGCCGCCUCGUCCGUUGCGUCCACAUCGCCAACCGCCCAUGUCGCCGCCAGUCCAUCAACAUCAUCCACUGCCGCCCCUACCCAGACCGAAAAACCCAUCAUCAAGCGGAGAGCCGCCAUCGCUUGCCGCGCCGAGUUUCCAUCUCGUGGCCAGCCUGACCUUGACCGCGACUAUCGCCACCCUCGUACGAGAGCUGAACGGCCCAAGGGCGCCGCUGCCAAAGCCAAACGCGCAGAAGACCCUCCUGCUGACUCGUGGGAGGGUUUGCCUCCGCUAGACGAGCUGGUAGAUGGCGUUAAUCGUUUCACCCGCUUCUACUUCCAGCUUGGCUUUCUUCCCAAGAGACAAUAUCCCGAAAAGCUGCGCAUGAGCCCUCACUCGUGUAAUUUGUUUCUGUUGCUCAGUAUCUUGAGCGUCUCGGCUCGCAUGACCCCAGCGUUGUGCAACAGGUACGGCACUGGCGUCAAAGCGGCCGAAUUCUUCAUGGAACGUGCCUCUCGCAUAGCGCUGGAACAGGUAUAUGCCGAGCCUUCGCUUGAGCUGUGUCAGGCCUUUUACCUGCUCAGCAUUGCCCAGCACGGGAGCGGCUUGAGAAACAAGAGCUAUAUGAACAUGGGCGUUGCUGUCCGCAUGGCUACUCUCAUGAUGCUGCAUCGAGAAGAGACAUACAAGCUUAAUAAUCCCACUCGAGAAGCAAUCAUGGUAGCCGAGUCAGCCCGUCGAACAAUCUGGAUGCUUCACAGCCAGGACAAUCUGCACUCUGGCCCCGUCUCGCCAGUCGCUCUGUCCGCUUCCGACAUUACCACCCUCCUCCCGUGUGACGAAGACGACUUUGCCAAUGGUGUUCUACCGGCGUCUCGCGCUGCCUUGGCCGGAACUCUACCCGCCAGGGACAACCCCGCGCUCAUCUCCGACAGAAACCGAUCUCUCUUUGCUACUCUUAUGCAGAUACACAAUAUCUGGGGAACCGUCGGCCGACGGGCUGUCUAUGAUAGCCGCAGUUUGAAUCCGUGGGACUCUAACAGUGAGUUUUCCAAGAUGGCCAAGGUAUUGAACGAUUGGGAAGCCUCUCUCCCGCCCAACCAUUUAUUUAGCCACGAGCUGCUACGACGAUACAAAAAUGUGGGUGAAGACUUGGCCUACCUCUGCGUCACUAUGAUGACAAGACUGUGCAACAUUGUGCUUCGUCGUCCCUAUCUUGUGGACUUGAUCCAGUGCAAAGAAACGCGGCAGCAGGCAUUCUUUGCGAACUUGUCUCUAGACUUAUUUCGCAAUGUUCGCUGGCUCUACCAACAAAUCGAAGCCCAAUUCACAGACCGCACACCCGACGAAAGUGUUGGCGCGCAAAUCGCGUCUUUUUGCGUCUAUAGCUGUGGUCUUUUCUCGACCUACCUUUGCAAAUACCCAGAAAUUUGCCCGGAUGCUUCUAUAGCAGAAAAGGGGCCCGCGAUGCUGAAAAGGACGAUUAAUAUUCUCAAUGAAAGCAAAGAAGUUUGGCCCCUAGCAUCUCGCUGGGCGGAGUCGUUGGAAAACUUCUCCCGCAAUCCCAAGGCGACGCUCCUCACCACUGAAGGGAGCAUGGACGACGGCAAAGACCCUAUCCCGCGAGCCAUCCACACUUUGCCGCCACCCAUUUCAAAGUCUGCCGAAUCUGUCGCUGCUGUUGCGGCCAUGCCAGACAGAGCACUUCCUCUCCCAGGCACGCAUUUAAGAUCCGCAUCACCUUUGACGAUGGGCGCACCGCGCAAUGACCGUGUUCAAAGCCCGCUCGUCCCAACCGCCGUCCACGGACAACCACCAGCCAACGCUCACUACGCAGCGCAGAUGAAUCCGCCACAUGCAUCACCGGUACAACAACACCAACCACCGCAAAGCCGCUCCUACCUCAGCCAAUACCAGACGAGCCAGCCACCGCAACCUCGUUCAGAGGUGCAUCCUGUCUCGCUACAAUUUGGCAACCACCACCACCAGAGUUCGGCACCGGUCCUGCGACCUGUGCCGAGUCCAACGAACAACAACAACAACCCCGUACAAACAGCCCACACACUAGCCAACGCCGCCGAUAUGGCUCAACGCUGGCCAAUGGCAAGUGUCCUUGGAUCGUCUCCUAUUCCCAACAACCUCAACCGACGACAGCAGCAGCCGGAUGCCGUGGGCAUGCUCAUUCCAGGCUAUACCAACUUGCCUCUACAUCAACAGCAUCAACAGCAUCAACAGCAUCAACAGCAGCACGGGUACCUGGCUAACAGCCUCAUGAUGGACCAGGACCUCUCUGGCCUCCCCUCGCAGCAGUCCUUGCUUCUGGAUGGCUUUGAGAAUGAGUUGCUCUUUCAGUUUGACGGCGAGCACGAUCCGCACAUGAGCUUGCCAUUUGAUCAAUGGCAGCCUACUAACAUUUACACGUACACGCCGUACGAACAUUUAAUGGAUACUACCUCGUAG